This is a messenger RNA of Cucurbita moschata (crookneck pumpkin), 2552 nucleotides long. Its product is annotated as telomere repeat-binding protein 5-like. The coding region runs from base 415 to 2271 and encodes 618 amino acids. The record is from RefSeq and is a predicted model, not a curated record. The transcript is spliced from 11 exons. NCBI's taxonomy places the organism in Eukaryota, Viridiplantae, Streptophyta, Magnoliopsida, Cucurbitales, Cucurbitaceae.
UUUUUUUUUUUUUUGUCCUGACGAGUUUUGAUUUUCAAAUUUUUCAUCUCUUCAGAACUGAGGGUUUGGUUGUGUUGCAUGUUCUUCACCAUCAUUUCUUUUACAGGAUCAUGGAUCUCUAUGAAAAUUCUUCUAAUACCUGUAUUACCGAUUCUUUCAUUCGUCGAUCAUGAUCACUCGUAAUCUUUGGGGUUUAGUUGUGGUUUGGAAUUUUGAGGUUUCUUCUUUUCCCAUUCAGCCCCUGCAAGAACCAUUCACUUAUCCGUCGGUAUUUUAAGAAUCGGAUCUCUAGGGGUUUAGUAGACAGUAUGGACCUUGUUCAUUAGCCUAAAUCUCGAGUGAUUUGAUUUGUGGAGCUUGCAAAAAUUUAGACCAAGUUUAUAUGUUUCCGCACUGUGAGAUGGUUACUGAGCUAUGGUUCUUCACAAUAGUCUAGAUUAUGGUUUCAAUGGAUACCAGAUGCCCUCAAUGCCUCGGGCUACCAGAUCAGCUAGGAGGAAGGGUGCUAGUAGAAGUAAAGUUGAUGACAAGCAGAUGUAUGCAUUUAACUUGCUGGCCUCUGUAGCCGGAAAUUUGUUGCUUGAGAGGAAUCCAACGACCUUAUCUGAUACGCCAACUUUAAAGGGCCACGAUCAAGAUAAAUAUCCUUCAGGAUUUUUUCCUGAUGUGAUUUCUUAUGCUACAAUGAACACUUCAACUUCUAAGGGUGUUGCUGAAACUUUGACAAAACAGAAAGCCAUUGAAAUGAAAAAUCUUGUUAAUGAUGUUGACUUUGCUACUCACCCCAAGUCAUGUGGUCACAAUUUAGAUGGUGGAAAUAAGAUUACGGUGAACGACAAGUCAGAGAAGGUGAUGAGUGGCACUGAUAUGGCGACGUGCAGGUCUUCAGAUCCAGUCGUAUGUGACUGGAAUCCACACAUGUGGAUUGGUUCAGAAAAUGGCUUCAAGGUACCCUCAAGCAAGGACCAUGGUCCUCAGCACCCUUGUCCCACAACCCAAGAAGUAGGUGUAAGAAAUGAUGACAACAGCUCCUUUGGGUGCAUUUACCCAACUACUUCAAGAAAUUCCUUCAGGAAAGCUCCUUGUAUUAGAGGCCAUAGAAUAAGAAAAAUAUUGGCUUCAAAAAACUGGAACGUUGCUACAAAGUAUGGAGCUGAGAGACCCAAAACAGGUGGGUAUAAAAGGAAAUUUAAUUUCAGUAGGAGGAACUCCUACAAGAACCAAAGAUCUCAAAUGAAUAUCCCUUUCAAAAAGAGAAAACUCUUUGAUGGUUGCUUUCGAGAUUGCAAUGGCAGAAGCAUAGUUGAGAAAAUUUCGGAUUCAAAUGAAAUUGGAAGGGAAUCUUCAGCCCAUGGGAAAUCAUCUUUGGUUGCAGGGCAUCAGAAUUCUCGUGUGAAGCUGAGGAUAAAAUCUUUCAGGGUACCCGAACUUUUCAUUGAGAUUCCUGAAACUGCAACUGUUAGUUCACUGAAGAGGACGGUUAUGGAGGCAGUGAGCACUACUAUUGGUCGUGGUAUACAUGUCGGUGUACUCUUACGGGGGAAGAAAGUCAGGGAUGAUAAUAAAACCUUAAUUCAGACUGGAAUUUCUCAUGAUAAUCAGGAUGAGUGUCUGGGAUUUACACUAGAGCCUCAUUCUUCAAAAGCCCCGUCGUCUUUCUGCCAUGGGGAGCCUCCUCCUACGUUUCGUUGUAGUAGUACACUCGAGACCAUAAACGGAUAUCCUCCCAAUCCAACGGUAGAUCAUUCAGGCAAUAAUAGUGCAUUGUUGUUUGAGACUCAUGCGGCCAAGUUGAGUAAUUCAACCGACACUGCUUAUGAGCCAGCGCCCUCUCUUGUCAAUACCGCAGUUGAGGAAAGAUCAUCAGAUUCUAAAGCACUGGUUACUCUACCAGCCAUGGCUGUGGAGACACUAACUGUAGUUCCAGUUUGUCAAAAAUCUAAACAAUACGAGGUCGGCCAUCGCAGAAUGCGUAGACCCUUUUCUGUUACUGAGGUGGAAGCUCUGGUUCAUGCUGUUGAAACACUUGGCCCUGGAAGGUGGCGUGACGUUAAACUACGAGCAUUUGACAAUGUUAAGCAUCGUACUUAUGUCGACUUGAAGGACAAGUGGAAAACGUUAGUACACACAGCAAAAAUAUCCCCACGGCAAAGGAGAGGAGAACAAGUGCCUCAGCAGCUUCUUGAGAGAGUCCUAACAGCCCACGCUUAUUGGUCUCAACAGCAACACAUCAAACAUGACACUCAAAAAACUUGCCUUCUGCUUCCGUAGCUUUCUUCUACAAAGCUUCCACCGACUUACUCCAUGUAAAUCUUUCUUUCCCUUUCGCCCUUUGUUGUUCCUCGUUUUUUACCUCCUCAAUUUCUUACUGUUUUUCUAGAAAGUAAUUCUGUAAAAAAAUGUAUUUACCAGGAAACAAAAGCUGUGUACUUUGCUUUGUUCUAGCUCAAAACAAAGGGUCGCCUCUACUACUGACUGUAGAGUCUGGCUCUUGCUGUAUAUUAUUUGACUGAAUAAGAGCCUGUUAAUACAAAUUCAUCUGUCGUCCUAUG